AACCAGAUGCUCCACAUCAGUGUUGAUCAGACCGACACAGACCUCUCAUCAUGUUGAAGCUGGUGGUGUUGUCUUGCUUGCUGGCCGUCAGCGCGGCGCAGCUCUACCCUCUAGGGUACCCAGGAUACCUAGGCUACCCUGGGUACCUGGGGCUCCACGACGGGAACUACCGAGGCCCGCUCUCGCUCGCCCCGGGACAACCCGCUAACGUGCUGGGAGCGGACGGCAGGCCCCUGGAUACGUUGGACGUGAACCUGGACAAGUCUGCGCACAUCACUGCGAAGGCGCUGGAAGGUGUGCACUUCUUGAAGAAGCGGUCGGUGGGUCUGGUGGCCCCGGUCGCCCGGUACUCCCUCCCCGCCGCGCCCCUCGCCUACCCCGCCGCGUCCCUCGCCUACACCGCUCCGCUGGCUCACUACGGACACAUUGCCGCUCCUCUCACCACUGCAUACGCCACCCCUUACAUCCACUACUGAGGACUUAGUGAUUUGGGAGUCGCAGCCACUGUAAAUACCUAUAAACAGAUGUAAUAUAUUUCAUGUGAUUUUAAAUAUAGAAUUGGAACUGAUGAACCA
Messenger RNA from Plutella xylostella (diamondback moth), 575 nucleotides. RefSeq lists its product as uncharacterized. The record is from RefSeq and is a predicted model, not a curated record. NCBI's taxonomy places the organism in Eukaryota, Metazoa, Arthropoda, Insecta, Lepidoptera, Plutellidae.